GAAAACAGCUACAGGGGGUGCGGUCUUUCCUGUAGGCGAAAACGGAACCGGAAAUUCGGCCAUCUCCUCGUACAUUCAAGCUUACAACAGGGUUAACUGGGUGGGGGUGCUGUCUACAUGGGACUGUGUAACGGCAACUGCACGGAAGUGAUGCAGUUGAAGGAAUAAGUUUUCAGCUCCCUAUGUCUGUGGUUUUUAGACCCGAUGUUGCCACAAGAAAAAAACAGCCAAACUGAGACACAACACCCCAUGAAUGAGUGACGGACGAGAUAAGAGGAAGAAAGUACACCAAGAAGAGAGACUCUUAAUUCUGCUUCAUCUUUGAGUAACAGAUUGCAACAAAACUCAGCGGCCAGACCGUUGCCAUGUCGACCUCAUCGCUACGGCGACAAGUAAAGAACAUCGUACACAACUAUUCAGAAGCUGAAAUCAAGGUUAGAGAGGCGACAUCCAAUGACCCAUGGGGUCCCAGCAGCUCUCUCAUGUCAGAGAUUGCAGAUCUGACCUACAAUGUUGUGGCCUUCUCAGAAAUCAUGAGCAUGGUGUGGAAGCGGCUCAAUGACCAUGGCAAGAACUGGAGACAUGUAUACAAGGCUAUGACUCUUAUGGAAUACCUUAUAAAGACUGGUUCAGAACGUGUCGCCCAACAGUGUCGAGAAAACAUAUACGCAGUCCAGACCCUCAAGGAUUUUCAGUACAUAGACAGAGAUGGCAAAGACCAGGGUCUGAAUGUACGAGAGAAAGCUAAACAGUUAGUGACACUGUUGAAAGAUGAAGAGAAACUAAGAGAGGAGAGGAUCCACGCCCUCAAAACCAAAGAGAAAAUGGCACAGACCAGCAGUGCCUCCUCUGCCCCCUCAGCGCCUAGCCUGGGAGGCAGCUUAUCAUUGGGCUCACACUCUGGAGGGGCAGACCCUGAGCAGGCUUGGCCACAAAGCUCUGGAGAGGAGGACCUGCAGCUUCAGCUGGCUUUGGCAAUGAGUAAAGAAGAGGCAGAGCAGACUAGCGCGGACCCACUGGAGGAUGCAGAGCUCCACUAUGCAAUCACACUCAGCAAAGAGAUGCACCAAAAGGAGGAAAGACUGCGCAGAGGUGAUGACCUGAGACUGCAGAUGGCCAUUGAGGAGAGCAAGAGGGAGAAACCUAAACCAGAGGAGAGUGCUUUGAUGGAGCUCAGUGCUGUGGACCCCUGGGGGGCCACCUCUACUGCCACUGCAGGCUCUGCUGGCCCUUCACCUCCACCCACAGUUUCUGUUCCUGUUGCCUCUGGCCCAUGGGGGACAGCAGCCACAGAUCCAUGGGGAGUAGCAUCACCUACAUCCCCUACAAGCUCUGACCCAUGGGGUGGGGGAGCCCCACCCACUAUAGCUCCUCCUCCGGACCCCUGGGGAGAGACAGCCAACAGAGUAAACAACGUCGACCCCUGGGGAAGCUCAGCUGUGACCCCCCCCAGUGCUGACCCCUGGGGCUCCCCAGUACCACCCAGCACAUCCUCCUCUGGGGGGCCAGUAGACCCCUGGGCAAGGGACGGGCCUGUCCCUGCCUCUGACCCUAUCACCUCCGACAUCUGGAGUGGCACCGCCAAACACACUAAUGGCACAGGAGAUCCAGAGCGGCGAGGUUCUUCAACAACAGGCGGUGACAGCACAGGCUCACCGGUGCCCUUUGACAUGUCUUCUCUCGGUUCUUCACUUCCCGUUCGUAAGACUCCUGAGUCCUUCCUCGGCCCCAACGCAUCGCUUGUUGACCUCGAUUCUCUGGUUUCAUCUAAACCCAAGCCCAAACAGCCACCGCCUCCUUCCAUCUCUUCCUCUUCAGCACACAACCCCUUCCUUCAGAACACAGGCUCAUCUCCUGCUCCUGGUAUGGCCAUGACUCCAGGCAGCACCAUUUCCAGUCGAGGUGUUUCUCCAACACCUGCCUCCUCUAACCCCUUUGGCGUUGCUCCUACCAUGACCUCCAUCUCACCCCAGCCCACAUCACUGGGCCUGAGUGGCCUGCGUACCAGCCCUGUGCCUCCCAAUCCCAUGCUGGGCAUGAUGCAACCAGGAAUGGGCAUGGGGCCUUUGAGUGUGGGAAUGGGGGCUCCGGGAUUGGGCCAAAGCAUGAUGCAGGCCAGCCCCAUGGGAAUGCCCUUUGGUGGGCUCUCCCCUAUGGCACCUCCAGGCUCUGUCAUGUUGGGGCCGGGAAGCGCGCCGCCUCCUCAGCUGAUUUUGGGUGGGCCCACAGGAGCAGGUGGGGUUAUGGGAGCAGGAGGAUCAAUGGGAGGUGGAGGAACAACAGGAGCGAGCACCAAUCCUUUUCUACUUUGAGGAAGUGUCACCACUACUUUGUUCACCUUUCUGCCUCCUCUGUCGUACCUGCUGCCCCCUUCAUUCAUCUCCCCCUUCAACGCAA
Molecule: messenger RNA, 2397 nt
Organism: Melanotaenia boesemani (Boeseman's rainbowfish)
Lineage: Eukaryota; Metazoa; Chordata; Actinopteri; Atheriniformes; Melanotaeniidae
Gene: epn1a
Product: epsin 1a
Exons: 14
Coding region: 366-2312 (648 amino acids)
Biological process (GO): endocytosis
Cellular component (GO): clathrin vesicle coat; plasma membrane; endosome
Molecular function (GO): phospholipid binding; clathrin binding
Source: RefSeq, a predicted model, not a curated record